This is a messenger RNA of Octodon degus (degu), 1815 nucleotides long. RefSeq names its product androgen dependent TFPI regulating protein (gene Adtrp). Lineage: Eukaryota; Metazoa; Chordata; Mammalia; Rodentia; Octodontidae. Bases 272 to 946 code for a protein of 224 amino acids. Gene Ontology annotation, cellular component: endomembrane system; membrane. The transcript has 7 exons. The record is from RefSeq and is a predicted model, not a curated record.
GCUCUAUCCAGUCAUGUCUCCUCCCCACGGAGAUGGUGCCAAGACCCUGUUCCUCUUUUGGCAUCACCUGCACUCAGGUGUCUGAAUACUGGCAAUAAUCCCUUCUCCCACACUGGAAAAGAACCUGAGAGAGAAGCAACAUCCAGCCCAGGUUGGGACUCUCCUUCCCAAAGGGGUGUGUUUUAUAGCACUCCAGUCAGCGGAGGACUUGCUCUGUGACUACAGAAGAAAGGAGGCAACUGAAGACAUCUGCAGUGGCCCAUGCAGAGCCAUGGUGAGGACUGCGAUGUGUGUGUACCACUUGAUUCUUCUGAACUGGUAUAUCUUCCUCAAUUAUUACAUCCCACAGCAAGGAACCAUCUUUCGAGACGGUGCACAGUCAAAGUACUUGACCCUCCUCAACCUGCUCUUGCAGGCUGUUUUCUUCGGGGUCGCCUCCCUGGAUGAUGUGCUGAAGAAAGUCAAAAGGAAGAAAGACAUUAAGUUCGUCACUGCCUUCAGAGACCUGCUUUUUGCCACCCUGGCUUUUCCUAUCUGUGCAUUUGUGUUUCUGGUGUUCUGGACCAUAUUUCUCUACAAUCGAGAGCUUAUUUACCCCAAGGCUCUAGAUGGCGUUUUUCCAGCGUGGAUGAAUCACGCAGUGCAUUCCUUCAUCUUCUUAUUCUCGCUGAUUGAAAUCUUCCUCAGACCUCAUCGUUAUCCAUCGAAGAAGACAGGAUUUGCCCUGUUGGCUGUAGGUAGCCUCGGUUAUAUCAGCAGGAUCCUGUGGCUGCACUCUGUGACAGGUCACUGGGUGUAUCCUGUGUUGGCAAAGCUCAGCUCCGUGGGGCUUGCAGCCUUCUUCUUUCUUGGCUAUGUCUUGACUGCCAGCCUCUUCGUACUUGGAGAGAGACUCAACCACUUGAAGUGGGGUGACAGGGUGCAACAGAGGAUGAAAAUGGAGUGAUGGUGUGCUAUUUUUCAAACACUGGGAAGGAAGAAAACAUGAGACUUCUUUAUUUGCAUCUUUUGUUAGUAUUUCCUUUGGGAGGAGGUGGAAGAAUGACAAAAGAAAGUAGAAAGGACAGAGGGUGACAUUUAAGUUUGAUUAUAGGGUUAUAAGCUAACUUUAUUUGAAGAUUUUUGUUCGUCAAUUAUGAAUGGUACAUGCCAAAAACAAUUCCUGCCCUCUCGGAACUUGUUACCUACAUCUGACUUCCCUGGGGGGCAUGGUUGCUGGUCAAAUUCUAGCCAAAGGCCAAGGGAGCUCACAUAAACUUGGUGUUAGAGAGAGUAUUUAUGGAGGAGAGAGAAAAUCUUAAGAGGCUUCAGAGGAGGUGAAGACCCAAAGGAGAAGUUAAUUGCAGCAAAGUUGUGUUGAAGGGAAGAAGAUAAUGUUGAUCUCUCAGAUCUCCUGACUCUAGUUCUGGGUCAUUUUAUAAAAUAUUUCUAAUUUCCUAAAAAAUUAAGUAUUUGAUAAGACAGUUAUUUGCAUGUGUUUCUGAUCCAUUUCUUUUCUUGAUUUAGAAAUGUAAGGAGAUAGACACUCCUGAAGUUUUCUGUCUACCUGAUACAACAGCAAGUUAAUUGGGGACAGUGAGAGAAUAUGCUAUAAACAUACUGGGAAGGGCCAGGAGAUAGCGCAGCAGCAUAAGUGCCUGCCUGGCAAGUGCAGUGUCUGGAGUUUGAUGCCUCGUGCAAUCAAUCAAUCAAUCUGUCCUUUGGGGGAUGGGCAUUUGGAUCAAAUAUGAACAGUGAGCACAAUGACAUUGUUAAAAUCUCUUCCAUUCAAAUACUGGUUAAUUCCUCAAAUAAAAGUUGUAUUUUAUACGUAAG